Molecule: messenger RNA, 12418 nt
Organism: Ectocarpus sp. CCAP 1310/34
Lineage: Eukaryota; Phaeophyceae; Ectocarpales; Ectocarpaceae
Source: the annotation of a GenBank genome assembly
AUGCACCAGGGCCCGAAGUUUACCAAAGCUUUCCAGACAGAGGACAACGAACAAAAGCUUUCUGACUUCCUGAACGUCGAGGAAAGGGCGUUCAUCUUCUGUCCAGAGUCAUUAAAAUGCGAAACGGUGAUGCCCAAGAAGGUGCCGAAAGGCAAAACGCUCGUGUUCAUGAAGGUUCUCCGAGGAGCCGUCACGGCUGAUGGGAUCGCUCGCGAAGUCAUGGUUAUGGAGAUGGGCGGUAGUACGCCCUUCGAGCAUCUGGAGCUCUUAGCGCACGAGAUUUUUUUGCCUAUCCUCUCAAAUGCGCAGAACCAGGCGAAGUGGGGGGAGGUGCCGACGCGCGAAAUCAUGGACAGGUUUUACGGGUUUUUGUCUAGCACAACAAUACUAUGUGGCCAAAUAAAGGGGGAAACAAGACUCCCAAUGCCGCCGAUGGACAUUGGAGGGGCAUCUAGUGGAAAGAAUCGGAUAUCACUCCUGGAGGGUGCAAUCAUCACGUGGACAAAGCAGAUCAAGUCGGUGCUGAAGCAGGACCCCGAGAGCCAGCUGAAGCAAGGAAUGCACCCUACUCCCGAUGUUGAGAUCGAUUUUUGGAAAAACAAGGUAUUCACAGCGCGUUUGGAGGCAAACGACAACAUGAAGUACCUCCGGACGUUGGAAGACUGGUUUGACAAGCUCAAUGACGAUGGGGACUUUCCCAAACUACUGGAGCUCUUCAAACCGAUGCUUCACAUCAUCCUGCUGAUAUGGAAAAACAGCAAGCACUACAACACUCCAGCCCGGCUAGUGGUCCUUAUGCGGGAAAUAUGCAACAGCCUUAUCAUCCAGGCGUGUAAGUAUAGCAGCGGACAACAGAUUUUCACGCUCAUUGAGCAAGAAGACGCAGCCAAGGCUGUGGACCAGCUCAAAACGACGCUUUUGGUGUGCGGCACAUUCAAGAGCACGUACUUCGACUACAAGGCCACAGCAAACGCUGAGUGCCCUGCAAACCCGUGGCGAAUACAGAACAACGCGCUGUUUAUGCGCCUUGACAGCUUCCUUGAGCGCUGCCACGACAUCUUGGAUCUCACUCAAACCAUCGUUCAAUUCGGCAAGCUGGCCAAGAUAGAGGUCGGGGGAACAAAGGGGAACACAUUGACAGCAUCUGUAAAGCAGAUCCAUCUGGACUUCGAGGUUGCCGUGGAAAAGUUUAAGGGUGUCCCCUAUGACAUUCUGGACGUCGCCGCAAAGCAGUUUGAUGACGACUUCUAUGAGUUCAGAUGCAGCAUCAAGGAGCUAGAGCGCCGGCUCGGCGCGGUUGUCAGCUUGGCGUUCGACGACUGCGCAACUGUGUAUGGGCGGUUCAAGCUGCUCGAUAGCUUCGAGGGACUACUAGAGCGACCUAUCAUCCAGGACGAGCUGGAGAAGAAGUACGUCGGCCUAGUACAGAGCUACGGUGCUGACUUAAGAAACGUGCAGGAGCUGUUCCUGCAAAACAGAGACGGCCCACCGAUAUCGUGGAACCUCCCGCCCAUUGCCGGAGCCCUAACAUGGUGCAGAGGAUUGGUUGACAGGAUUCAGAUUCCCAUGGCGAAACUUCAACAGCUUGACCGAACUAUCUUGGACAGGGAAGAGGCCAAAGAAGUAGCAAAGGUGUACGCUACGAUAAUUGCGAGUCUUCAAGAGUACGAAAAUCAGAAGAUUGAGGAAUGGGGACGCGAUGUCGAAGCUUCCAGUCAGGCCAAGCUCAAACUACCACUCCUUAUCCGAGAUCUAGAUAAGAGCCUGUUGAACGUCAACUUCGAUCCGGCCUUGGUUAAGCUUCUCCGAGAAGUGAAGUACUUCUUGCUGCUGGGACUUACGGUGCCCGACAGUGCACUUGAGGUCUACAAGCAGGUGGAAAUUUUCAGGAGAUGGACGGGCAACCUCGAUCUCAUUGUCAACAUGAACAACGAUGUCCUGCUUCAACUUCUGCCGGUGGAGAAGCCCCUCGUGCGGCCCUACCUUGACAAGUUUGACCGCGUUAUCAACGCCGGACUCAGCCAAAUGAACUGGAACAGUGUAGGAAUCAAUGAGUUCAUCGAAGAGUCUAUGGAACAGGCUUCGCUGUCUAAGGCAGGAGAACACACAGGCAAGCAUCGCUCUUGCUAUAACUUCCACCCACCUGACUCUGCACCAUCGUUCCACUCGUUUUUGUCAAAUACCGAUCUCCAGGUAACCGCUGUGCACGAGGUGAUGCACACGAUGAAGACAAAUUUGGCCAACAUCAAGAGGGUCCUUGGUGCGUGGGAUCGCCCACUGAUGGAACGCAAGCCAAAACCCGUUGAUCGAGAUGAAUUUGAACGUGCACACAAGGCCAUCAAGAGCUCUCGAUACGCCGAAAUCAAAGAAGGGGGGAAGGAGAUCCACAACAUGCUGAAGGAAAACAACAAGGUCCUCAAAUGCUCUAACGCCUCCCCGGACUGGCGUGGAUACGUAGACUUCGUCAACAACGUGGUCGUUGAUGGCCUAUCCCGCGUGAUAUGCGCGUCUCUAGAGUAUCUGCUAGAUCAGAUCGGAUUCGCGUCGAAUGGCAAAGGUAUUCGAGAUCUCGUCCACAACUGGGUGGGGAGCUUCUUUAGCAUUGCUACGCUCUUCAAGCGCCUCGACAAUGAAGGGACAUACAUUCGCGAGAUGCAGGUGGAAAAAUUGGCAUCUCUGGAUACCUUCAUGAGAGACAUCUCUACAGGGCUGGAUGCAGAGGUCCCGGAAGGUCCAGAAGGCAAGGGCAACCUAAUGAAGGUCAUGAAGGACAUCAGCGAGGUCCGCAAGGCCAUGGAUACAACCCAGGAGAUGUUCGAGCCCUUGCAUCAAAUGAUCGUCAUGCUGAAACAGCACGGGGUCGAUGUGUCGGGAGUACAGGUGGCCGAGAAAGACGUGCAGGAUUUCCUGGAGGAGGCUCCGAUGUCGUGGGACGCCUUGGUGAAGAAGACGUUCCGCAAAAAGGAAGAGAUCCUACCGAUGCAGAUGGCAGAGGUGGAUGCCUUGAAGGAAGAGCUGGAAGGCUUCUUCUUAGCCAUGCGAUCCUUCCGCAAUAAAUUCCGUGCGGAAGCCCCUUUUGCCUUCAAAGGACCUGUGGAGGACGCGUACAAGCAAAUGGAGGAGCAUGCAGCGAGCCUGUUGGAGAAGGAGGUCCAGGUUCGAAGGUACAACGAACUAGAAGAUCUGUUCGAACUGCAAGUGUCUAAGUAUCCCGAGACUCAGGACACACGCAUGGAGCUCAGGCUUCUAAAAGGGCUAUGGGACUCUAAAGCCAUGGUGGAUAGCACAUACGUGGACUGGAGAACAGCUCUGUGGAGUCAGAUCAACACGGAAGAGCUUGAUGACGAGAACAAAGUACUCCUUAAGCAGCUCCGAAAGCAGGGGAACGAUUUUCCGGUCGUGAAAGGAUGGGCGGUAUACCGCGAUAUCGAAGACUCUAUCAAGAACAUGGGUAUGGUGUUACCGCUGAUCAACGAUUUGCAUAGUCCGGCCAUGCGGGUACGCCACUGGAAAAGCUUGGCGGCGGUGUGCGAAGUCAAGGCUGUAAACCCCAGCGAUCCAAAGUUCACAAUGGACGACAUGAUGCAGCUCAACCUCCAUGCCCACGUCGAAGAUGUCUCCAUGAUCGUAGAAACGGCUCAGAAAGAACUCAAGAUCGAAAACAAGCUGGAGGUGAUCGAGGCUGCAUGGAGGGACAUGGAACUGCACUACGUGCCCCACAAAGAUACGGAGAUGUUCGUCGUCCGGCCCUCCGAGGAGCUCGUCGAGAGCCUGGAGGCUCACCAGAUGGAAUUACAAUCCAUGGUGGGAAUGGGCAAGUUCGUUGACUUUUUCCGAGACCGAGUCAUGCAUUGGCAGAAAACACUGGGGAGCGUUGAAGAAGUGCUCAAGCUGUGGGCGAACGUUAGCCGGAACUGGGCAUCACUAGAGAGCAUCUUCCUGGCGUCAGCGGACAUUCGUUCUCAGUUGCCGGACGAUACGAAGCGCUUUGAGGGCAUCGACAGCGAAUUCAAGGAGCUAAUGAAAGAAGCAAUCAACGUACCCAUGGCCGUCGAUGCUUGCGGGGUUGAUGGGCGUGCCGAGGGUCUGAAGUCCAUGAUGCAACGACUAGAAAUGUGCCAGAAGAGCCUCAACGAAUAUCUCGACAUGAAGAAGAAGAUUUUCCCCAGAUUCUACUUUGUGUCCAACGUCGCGCUGUUGGACAUGCUUGCCAACGGCACCAACCCGCCCAAGAUCAUGCCAUACCUCGGCGAUUGUUAUGAUUCGCUGGCAAAUCUUACCUUCAUUACUCUCGAGGACGGAACAACAUCUUCAAAGACUGUUAACGAGAUGGUUGCAAAAGACCGCGAACACGUCAAAACUUUCGAAGAUUUCACCAUGGAAGGCGAGGUCGAGGGGUACCUGAACCGUUUGAGUGAGAUGAUGGUCAUGACUCUCAAACUGCGCCUCAACGACGGAAUCGACACAGCUGUCAAUUGGGAGGUAGAGAAGCCCCGUCACAAGUGGCUUUUCGACUACCCGGCGCAAGUGGUGCUUACCGGCACGCAGAUCUACUGGACAGAAGAAACGGAGGCGGCGUUAGAAGAGUUCGAGGGUGGCCAAGAAGACGCCGUCAAGCGCUAUCUCGGUGUAUGCAAUGCUCGCCUGGCCUGCCUCAUCGACCUCGUUCUAGGCGAGCUCAAGAGGGAGGAUCGUACCAAGAUUAUAUCGCUAAUCACUCUCGAUGUGCACGCCAGGGAUGUCGUGCAAAAGCUUAUCAACGACAAGACCGAAGGUCCUGCAGCAUUUUUAUGGCAACAACAGCUUCGCUUCUACUGGGCGCAGACAAACAUGGACGUGGAUAUCCGCAUUUGUGACUUCAGGUGCAAAUACUUUUACGAGUGGAUUGGCAAUACGGGCCGCUUGGUUAUCACGCCGCUGACUGACCGUUGCUACAUCACCUUAACAAUGGGGCUCCGUCUCUUCCUUGGCGGGGCUCCGGCUGGACCGGCCGGCACAGGCAAGACAGAAACGACGAAAGAUUUAGCGAGGGCGCUGGCCUUGCCUUGCUACGUCUUCAACUGCUCGGACCAGAUGAACUACCAGACCAUGGCCGAUAUUUUCAGAGGCUUGGCACAGACUGGUGCCUGGGGUUGUUUCGACGAGUUUAAUCGCAUCCCUAUUGAGGUGCUUUCGGUGGUGGCCACUCAGGUGAAGACGGUGCAAGAUGCGAUCGUCAAGUACAGCGUACCGGCACACAGGGACCCCGAGUACCAACCCCUCCCCGCCGGCACGCCGCCGGUCAAGGUCGGUGUGUUUGAUUUUAUGGGAGAUAUCAUCAGCCUGAUCCCCACGUGCGGCUUCUACAUCACGAUGAACCCCGGGUACGCAGGACGGACAGAGCUCCCGGAAAACUUAAAGGCUCUCUUCCGGUCUUGCGCCAUGAUUCGACCCGACCUGAAGCCCAUAUGCGAGAACAUGCUCAUGUCCGAAGGGUUCCAGAAAGCACGGACGCUUGCUAUCAAGUUUGUCACUCUGUACGAGCUGUCCUCCGAUCUCCUGUCAAAACAGUUCCACUAUGAUUGGGGCCUGCGCGCGGUGAAGUCGGUUCUGCGAAUGGCGGGUAUGCUGAAGCGUGGGGAGCCAAAUCUGGACGAGGCGGCCAUUUUGAUGCGCGCACUUCGAGACUUCAAUACGCCUAAGAUUCCGGCGCACGACACACCAAUUUUCCUACGGCUCAUUGCGGAUCUUUUCAUGGGGCUGGAGGUGGCAACAAAGAUGGAUGAGACCUUGAAGCAAAAGGUAGUGAGCGUCUCGACGGAGUGGGGGCUUCAAAUCGACGACACAUUUGUGCUCAAGACGGUGCAGUUCCAGGAGUUGCUGGAUGUUCGCCACUCUGUGAUGCUCCUAGGACCAGCGGGUUGCGGCAAGAGCACCAUUUGGAAGACCCUCGCGCAGACACACAACAUGAAUAAACCCAAGAAGACGUGCGUGGUGGAGACAGUAAACCCCAAGGCCGUUACAGGGGAUGAGCUGUACGGGUACAUGACUCUCGCCAAGGACUGGAAAGAUGGCGUCCUGUCAAUAGUUAUGCGUGGAAUGUCGAAGAACUUCUCUGACCAGGGCUUCUACGAGUAUCAGACAUACAAGUGGGUGGUUCUCGACGGGGACAUUGAUGCCGUGUGGAUCGAGUCCAUGAACACGGUGAUGGACGACAACAAGGUUUUGACUCUGGUUUCCAACGAACGUGUCCCACUCAGCGAUGCUAUGCGGAUGGUUUUCGAAAUCAAUUCGUUGAAAAACGCAACCCCGGCCACAGUUUCGAGGGCUGGUAUCCUGUUCAUUAACGAGACCGCCACUCGCGAGGAUGCAAACGAGCGUCAGGUUCUGCCAUCCCUUUUCGAGAAAUACGUGGAGGCAACCAGGACGAUUGUCCGCAAGGGGUUCAAGGAGGUCACACCUCUGCGCGUCCUCAACAAGGUGUGCACCAUCGUCUACCUGCUGGAAGGAUUACUCGAGGAUGUGCCUCCUGAGAAGAAAACGAGCGACCUCAUGGAGCAGUUCUUCGUGUUCGCCCUGAUGUGGGCGUUCGGUGGUCCAAUGGUCGUAGACAAGUCAGACGACUACCGCAGGAAGUUCUCAGAAGAAUUCCUUUCGACGUUUGCUGGCCAAAAAAUCCCGAAAGAAGGCACCUGUUUCGACUACUUUUACGACUGGCAGAGCGACGGCUUCAAAGGCUGGUCCACCCAGGUGCCCGACUAUCAGCCUAUUCCCAUUGGCGUUGGGCCCGGUGAGACGCCGUUUAGUCAGCUGGCCGUGAGCACGAAUGACACUGUGAGAAUGUCGUACAUCAUGAACAAGCUCGUACGCAGGAGCAAGUUUUUGAUGCUCGUGGGUACGGCGGGGACCGGCAAGACAUCAAUCAUCAAGGAGUACCUGCGCAGUCUGGACAAGGAUGCCGAUGGCCUGCUGAGCGUCAACAUCAACAUGAACUAUUUCACCGACUCCGCAGCUCUCCAACAGGAACUCGAAAUGAACAUUGACAAGCGCUCUGGCCGAAGGUUUGGCCCGCCCACUACGAAGCGCCUGAUUACAUUCCUGGACGACAUGAAUCUGCCCUACGUGGAGACGUAUGGAACGCAGAACGCUAUCGCGCUCCUCACGCAGAUCGUCGGAUACGGCACCUUCUUCGACCGAGUCGACCUCGGGUUCCGGAAGGAGAUCGUGGACGUACAGUUUCUGUCCGCCAUGAACCCUACGGCGGGUUCGUUCGAGAUUUGCGAGCGCCUGCAGCGCCACUUCGCCACUUUCGCCUGCCAAAUGCCAUCUGUAUCUGAUCUGAAGCUUGUCUACUCAUCGAUCCUGAGCGGACACAUGCUCGGUUGGGGAGACUCCAUCAACACGAUGUGCGCCCGUGUGGUGGACGCCAGCAUAUUCAUACAUUCCAUGGCGGAUCAGGAUUCCUACAGCGCGCCACUAGAAAUUGCACGGCUAUGGGUACACGAGUGUGAGCGAGUGUUCCGCGACCGUAUCAUCAGUGCAUCAGAAAUGGAAGUGCUGGAUGGCAUGAUGGGCGAGGCAGCCAAGAAACACCUGUCUGAGUUCCAGGCCGAGAUGUUCAAGCAGCCGGUGAUAUUCACAACCUUCUGCGGGAAGGGCAACAGUAGCGCGUACACCUGCGUCCCUGAUGCACCGACCUUGAAAAACACUCUGGAUGGCAAGCUGCAGGAGUACAACGAGAGCAACCCAAUGAUGGACCUCGUUCUGUUCGACCAGGCUAUGGAACAUGUGACCAGGAUAUGCCGUAUCAUUCAAAGACCUAGUGGAAAUGCCAUGCUCAUCGGUGUGGGAGGAUCCGGAAAACAGUCUCUGUCGAGACUUGCGGCGUUUAUCUGCGGGUUUGAGGUCCGACAACUUUCGGUGACGUCGAAGUUCAAGGUGGAUGACCUGAAGGAAGCUCUGCAAGAGAUGUUCAAGACGGCGGGAGUAAAGGGAACCCCGUUGCUGUUCCUCAUGACGGACGGGCAAAUCGUGAACGAGAGGUUCCUCAUUUACAUCAACGACAUCCUCGCCAACGGGUGGAUCAGUGAUUUGUUCCCUAAGGAUGAAAGGGAAGGGCUGGUAGGAGCUCUACGAAACGAGGCAAAGGCAGCUGGGAUUCCGGACACACCGGAAGCUGGCUUGGAGUUCCUCAUCUCGAGGAUCAAGAGCAAUCUCCACGUUGCGUUGUGCUUCUCGCCUGUGGGAGACAUCUUCCGGAUCCGUGCCCGACGUUUCCCGGGGCUAAUCAAUUGUACCUCGGUAGACUUCUUCCACCCGUGGCCAAGACAGGCCUUGAUAAGCGUGGCGGCCCGCUUUUUGGACGAUGUGGAGCUCGGAGAGUUGUCGGUCAAAGAGGGCCUCGCCGUUCAUAUGGCGGAGGAGCACUUGUCGGUCACGAAGGCGUCAACAGAGUACUACGAAACUCAGCGGAGGUACAACUACGUGACGCCCAAAUCAUACUUGGAGCUGAUCGGUUUUUACAAGUUCCUGCUAGAUCAGAAGCGGACGGAGGUGCAACGGCAAAUCGACCGUUUGGACGUCGGGCUCUCCACACUCCGUAAAACUGCUGCCGAUGUGGCUGAGCUACAAGUGGAUCUCACCCACACUAUGGUCAAGGUGGAAGAGAAAAAGGCUGCCACGGAGGUGCUACUAGAAGAAAUGGGCGUGCAGAGAGCCGGUGCUGAAAAACAGCAAGCUGCUGCUAGCAUCGAGGCCGACAAGGCAUCCGUCGCCAGUGCUGAAGCGGCUGCAAUCGAAAAGGACGCCGAGAAAGAACUAGCCCAGGCCGAACCGGCCAUGUUGGCAGCCGCAGAAGCGGUCAACUGUUUGUCCAAGGCCAUGCUCACGGAGCUAAAGAGUCUCCCCAAGCCACCGGCAGGGGUGACAAAGGCGGUUCUUAUCUUGGUGGAGAAGGAGUACAAGAACCACGCUUGGGACCGCGCUAAAAAGAUGAUGGCCAACGUAGACCACCUCAUGGCCUUCCGCGGCGAGGAUAUCACCGAAGACGAGAUCAAGAAGCUAGAGCCCAUUGUGGGGGACGAGACCUUUACUGUGGACAACAUGAAGAGCAAGUCGGCCGCCGCCGCCAACUUGUGCUCGUGGGUCAUUUCCAUCUACACUUACAACCGUAUUUACGUGAAGGCAACAGAAGAGAAGGCGAAGGUGGAGGCGGAGGCAGCGGCUUGUCUGACUCGUCUCUCCCUGGCCGAGCGUCUUGUCGGUGGCCUGUCGAGCGAAAACGAGCGGUGGGGCAACGAAAUCGAGAAGCUCAGGCACAGUGCCACCACUCUCGUCGGUGACUGUAUGCUUGCGAGUGGUUUCGUGUCAUACGUAGGAGCCUUCGAUCAGGCCAACCGGGAUAUUCUCUGGAAGGCCGUGUGGACCCCUGAUAUUGAGGAGCGCAAGAUCCCACUAACGCCAGGGGUUGAUCCCCUGGAUCUCCUUACUAACGACGGGAACAACGCCAAGAUGACUAGCGAGGGACUGCCAGCAGAUCGAAUAUCGCUAGAGAACGGUUCGGUCAUCACGAACUGCAAGCGGUGGCCUCUUAUCAUCGAUCCUCAGCAGCAGGGGAUCAAAUGGCUGCGUAAGCGAGAGGAAGACAACGGCCUCUCGGUGAUUCAGCUCUCCCAGAAGAAGUGGUUACGAGACGUUGAGACUGCCAUCAUGAACGGGCAGACUCUCAUUAUCGAGAACAUUGGCGAGGAAAUCGACCCGACCCUUGAUCCCGUGCUUGCUCGCGCUAUCUACAAGAAGGGGCGAUCCCUUUUCCUCAAGUUGGGUGGGGAGGAAGUCGAGUAUGACCCCGGCUUCCAGCUUUACCUGCAGACGAAGCUAUCCAACCCGCACUACAAGCCGGAGAUCGCAGCACAGGCUGCAGCCAAGGAGAUUGCUGCUGCGGUAGAGAAGGGCAAGCUGACCGAGAUUGAAAUCAACGUGGCUCGCGAGCUGUACCGCAAGCAAGCCACGGAAGGAGCCAUGCUUUACUUCCUCCUCACUAAGCUAUGCCUCAUCGACCAUAUGUACCAGUACUCGCUGGACUCUUUCGUGACCUUCUUCCUCAAAUCCAUUACCAAGGCCAAACCGUCGGACACGGUCGACGGGCGAGUUCUUAAUUUGCGCGACGCCUUGCGCAUGACCAUCUUUACCUGGGUCAGCAGAGGAUUGUUUGAGCGCCACAAGCUGAUUUUCCUGUCACAGUUGGCCUUCAACCUGAUGAAGAGAGGAAUCCUAGGAGAGGAAAGCAUUAUCAACGAGAUUCACUUCCAGUUCCUUCUUCGAGGACCACGAAAGCAGGUGGACGACAACCCUCUACCAUGGCUGCCAGAACCAGCAUGGCAAGGGGUGUCAGCUUUGGGAGAGUUAGAAGAAUUCGCUAAGUUCAGCUCUGACCUUGUGGAAGCUGGUCCGCGUUUCCGAGAGUGGUUCAACCACAUCACGCCCGAAACGGAAAAGCUCCCACUCGACUGGGCAAGCCUGGACCGCGUGCCGUUCCAGAAAAUGCUGGUAGUACGCUGUCUUCGGCCAGAUCGAAUGAACACGGCCUUAUCCAACUUCAUCCGGGGAUCUCUGCCGGACGGGAACUCUUACGCAGACUGCGACUCCACGCUCAACUCGUUCCAGAUCCUGGAAGAGUCAUUCCUGGACUCGACUACGACUACGCCAAUUUAUUUCAUCUUGUCGCCGGGUGCUAACGUGGUGGGAGAUCUUGACAAAUUGGCCGAUAAAUACGAGUUCGUGAAGAACGAGUCGUAUCACAACGUGUCCAUGGGACAAGGGCAGGACGUUGUGGCGAUGUCUUGCCUUGAACUUGCCCACCGCAACGGGCACUGGGUGAUCCUCAAUAACAUCCACCUCAUGCCGAGCUGGUUAAUCGAACUCGAGAAGAAGUUGGACGAGUUUGCUCUGGAAGGGAGUCACGAAAAGUUCCGGCUUUACCUUUCCUCCGAUCCAUCCAACGCCAUUCCUAUCGGCGUGCUCAGCCGCUGCAUCAAGCUCACCAACGAGCCUCCGGCAGGGCUGAAGGCGAACCUCAAGCGAGCUUUCGCCAACUUCAGCCGAGAGUACAUCGAAGAGGCGGACAGCAAGACGAAAAGCAUUUUGUUCGGCCUGUGCCACUUCCACGCCAUAAUGAUGGAGCGUAAGCUGUACGGGCCCAUGGGCUUCAACAUGAUGUAUCCAUUCUCCAUUGGCGACCUGCGCGACUCCGCCGUGUGCCUCACCAACUACAUGGAGAACUCGGGCGGGGGGAAAAUCCCUUGGCAAGAUCUGAAAUACAUCUUCGGGGAAAUCAUGUACGUUUGGGGAAUCAUGUACGGUGGUCACAUCGUCAACGAUUUUGAUCGACUACUGGCCAACGAAUACCUUGAUUGGUACAUGAAAGACGAGCUUUUGGAUGAGACAGAACUAUAUCCCUUCGCUGAAGACGAGAAAGGCGUCAGUUUUCUGACACUGAUGGAGCUACAACCUCGUGAUGCGGCAUCGGGAGAGGGCAUCAUGUCUCCCGAACAAAUGGUGGGAGGCAUGUCGGAGACUAUCCUUGACAAGUUCGGGGAGAAGAAGUUCGACGUCGAGGACAUUGGGCGGUCACUCGAGGAAGCUGGUCCCUACCAGAAUGUCUUCAUGCAGGAAAUGGACGUGAUGAAUACACUUCUGGCGGAGAUCGUUCGGUCGCUCAAGGAGCUGCAGUUAGGAUUUGCCGGGGAGCUCACAAUGUCCGAUGCGAUGGAAGGGCUCAUGGAUGCUCUUUACCUGGAUAAGGUCCCUGCGACUUGGGCCAAGCGCGCCUGGCCAAGUUUGCGACCUUUGGCAAGUUGGUUGGCGGAUUUCACUCUGAGACUAGGGCAGCUGGAGGAGUGGCAAAACAACCCAAUGGAGAUUCCGAAGGUGACAUGGAUCUCGGGGUUGGUCAACCCGCAGUCGUUCCUGACUGCCAUUUGUCAGGUAACCGCCCAAAAGAAUCAAUGGGAACUGGACAAGCUGCAGACGCAAAGUGAGAUGCUCAAAAAGUUUGCGGUGGACGAGGUGGACUCUCACAGCAAAGAGGGGGCAUACAUCAUCGGCCUCAGCAUGCAGGGGGCACGGUGGGACCCCAACUCGGUCAGCAUCGAGAAGAGCAAGGCAAGAAACGGCCUAGAGAUGCCAAAGGAGAUGUUCUGCUCGAUGCCCAUCAUGAGCGUCAAGGGUGUGGCGGCAGAUCGCGUGGACACCCAGGGGAUUUACCUCUGCCCGUGUUACAAGACGGAGCAGCGAGGCCCCACUUAUGUGUUCUCCGCCCAGCUUAAGACCAAGUCGCCGGCGGGCCGAUGGGUUUUGGCUGGUGUUGCGCUGAUCAUGGAUGCGGCAUAAAACUUGCUUGCGUUCGUGUAUUUGCUCACGCAUAGGCUGCAUUUUGUGU